This is a messenger RNA of Toxotes jaculatrix (banded archerfish), 2217 nucleotides long. RefSeq names its product brambleberry (gene bmb). The transcript is spliced from 13 exons. Bases 110 to 2017 code for a protein of 635 amino acids. NCBI's taxonomy places the organism in Eukaryota, Metazoa, Chordata, Actinopteri, Toxotidae. The record is from RefSeq and is a predicted model, not a curated record.
CGGUGGACAAAAAAAUUAGCUGACAUUCCGAUCAGCUGUGAGAGGGAGACCCGGGAUCGGAUUUUUCCCCCCAGUGCAAACGACCAUCCUGCAAAAUUCAACAACAGACAUGGGUCGUCUACUGAUCCUCCACCUCCGGUAUGUCCUGCUGAUCGUCAUGCUGGCCUGUCAGUGUCCUGCAGUCAGCGGGCUGUUUGAGUGGCUGAGGCAGGCAACGCCUCCUCCAGCUGCUCCACCACCACCAGCAGCAGCAGUGGCUCCAGCACACCUUGCAAAGGAUGCUGAGUUUGAGAUGGCUACUGCAGAUGAGAAGUUUUUGGCUGAUGCAAAGCAGAUGGAGCUCAGCCCGUUGGACAGCUGUCAUUACAGGGUGGUCGCUCGACUGAAGGCGAGCUGUGCAAGCCUCUCAGAGGAGCAGCUCGCAAAGCUCGGAGUGGUACUGUUUAACUGCCAGGCAGAGAUUGAGGGACGCCGGACCUACCCAUGUACAGACAACAUGUCUAUAAAAGAGUGCACAGCAGACAUGGACUCAGACACAUGGAAUGCUUACCACAUAGUGAGCAACCGAGCUCGCUCUGUUUGCUAUGCAGCUCGUCAGCAGCUCUUCCGGCACAGAGCAGAGCACACGGUCAACGCUCUCAUCUCCACAGCCACCAGCCAGCUCGAAGCGAUGAAGGACCUGAAGGAGGGCCAGUUGGAGUUGAGGGAACUGACUGCAACCUCCUUGGACAAGGUGCUGGAGGGCCACAGCGCUCUGCAGGCCCAGCAGGGUAAACUCUAUGAAGGCCAGGAGCAAAUGGAGAGUUCACUGAAGGACAACCUGGAGCGUCUGGGUCAGGAGAAGGCCCUCAUUGCCUCUGGACAAGAGCUGGUAGCCCAGCUUAUUCAGGGCAUCACAAAGAAAAUGGAGAAUGUGAGUGAGCAUCUGCAAAUUCAAGGCUCCGAGGUGCAGGACAACCACAAGGCGAUUGUUAAGGACCUCGCAGACGUCAGACACCAAGCUCAAGACAUCUACCACAAAAUUGAUGACAGCAUGGUGGAGUUUCUGCAGUACCAGGACCAGACCUCACAGUACUACACGGACCUGAUGUACAAACUGGAGCGCAUGAACAGCACACUGGGAGUCAUGCUGCACUACAUCGAUAACAUGCAGAGCCGGAUCGAGGAAAGGCUUCACAUGAUCCAGGGCUACCUUGGAUGGGCAGGUUUGAGCCUAACGGCCAUGUGGACUUGCAUUGCACAUACGGGCUACUUCGUACUGUGUGCAGUCCUGCUGACGUUCCUGCGUUGUCCGGGUUUCUCUCGAGCGACGCUGCUGUUCACUGUGCCUCUUAAUGCAGUGGCCGAGCUCAACCAGCAGCCAGCACUGGAUCUCACCAGCCUCAGCCUGCUGCUGCUCACUCUGUCUCUGGGUCACUGGUUUGUGAAUCAGCUGUGGGCGUGCUUCCAGAGCAGAGGAAAGCCAUCUGUCCCGCUGCCACUGGCCCCGUGUGACAUUGUGGAGCCAGUGAAGCAGCCAGGUUCAUCCUGCCACUCAUAUCCACCAUCUUCCACACCACAGAGAGAUGAGAAGGACGGAUUCAUGGAGCAAGACGACCUGCUGAAUCAGGACAGCUUCAUAUCAGGCGACCUCGGCAUAUCAGCAGUGUCUCCCCCUCACAGGAAGCCAAUGCCAGAGUCCAGGUUUAUGCCAAUAAUUGGCUCAUCCAGUCACUCCACUCCCAGGUUUACACCACAGCCAGUUCUUUCAGCGGUGAGCAAAUCGGCUCUGAUUGAUGAUAUACCCCUGAGGAACCUGGGAGGUGUUUUUGAUGCAGUGAACGAUUCACGUGAUUUAGAGAAUGACUCGCGAAGUGCCAGCCCUGCCCCGUCGCUAGUUAGCAACACCUCUCUGUCCGGCCGUCAGCUGUGCAAUGGAAUCACGAAAACAGGGAAGCCCUGUAAGAAAAGAGCCGUGCCGGGGCAGGAGUACUGCAGAGUCCACGAAGGGGGGCACAUCUCCUACAUUCACUCCUGAAAAUGCUCAACUUCCCUUCACAGCCUGUUCAACUCUUUUCUGCCAAAAAACUGUUAUGAAGUGUUCAUGUCUCUUUGUAGAUUAGCUCUUUGCUUUGCUUUAAGAUUAAGUUUGCUAAACAGGGGCUUUGGUUAGAGAUUUUUUUAAACCUACUUUUAUAUUUUUAUUGCCAUAUUUUAAAUGUUCAUUUUUAACUUAAU